AAUAGCUUUGCGCAGUGGCAGUAUCAUAGCCAGUGAGGUUUAUCUGAAGCACGAUUAUUACUAAUUGAAAACAGAAUGUGCAUAAAUAACAAGUCAGUUAUUCCUCCAGGAAGAUCUCGCAAGAAAUCAAGGCUAGCCUUAUCUUUGAAGUAUCUCCACAAUCAUCUGUGGGGUACAUAAUCUACAGCCGGAGAUACUUAAGGCUUUUUAUUUUGUGCCUGGUAUAAGAUGGCAGAUGUGUUGCCACGGCCAGUAUAAUGAUGCCUCUAGGGAGCAACGGUAGCCAUCCAGGAGGUACAGGCUUGAUCAGACUUUGAUUCCAGUCAGUCUCAUCAGAGAAUGGUCUUUUCUCCAUUGUUAGUCACUGAGGUCAGUGAACGACUCAGACACUUCAAUCAACAGCCACAGUUUGUUUACCCUAUUUAUGGUCUCAAAGAUGGAUAACAUUACUCUUCCAGUCUGUAGUUUUCCAAGUGUCGAACCAAAAAGCUAGGCCAAUGGAAAUCACCCAAGAAUCAGUAAAAUUAUAACAAGAUUUAUCAAGGGGAAUAUUGGCCAAGACUAUGAGAACAGCCUUGAGUUCUGCCCACUGAGCCAAGUGGCCACAUUCAUUUUUGAUUUUGCAUGACUGGCACUUCAUAUGUACAGCUGCAGCAGUCCAGGGGACAUCACUGGGUUUCAGCCCAGCUGAACUAUUAUUGAACCAGGCCUAGGCAUUUAUGGGAACUGCUAAGCCAGCAAUGUGGUUCAGGCAAUAGAGUGCCUCCUUUUUACCUAAAGCUCAGAUGCUGCUGGGUUCAGGCCAGCUACGUUCUUGAAUAAACAUUUCUAUCCAACAAUUGAGGCUUGCUUGUCUUUUCCACCUUUUAACACAAUUGAGUCCAAGUUGACUUACCCCAAAAUAGAGACAUUAGGCCAGCCACAAGGCUUCUAUGCCUCAGAUAUUCAGUUUCAGCAAGAAUACAGUAAUUUACAAGAGCAUGUACCUGGUAUCUGCAUCUAAGAGACAAAGAUCUCCAAACCCCUUAGGGGUGCCUCUGGGUGAAGGCUGUCUCCUUUUGCCAGAGGAUCCAAUUGGUAAAAAUCAUCAGUCACAGUCAUUUAGCUCAAGGGGUCGUUAGGUUUGUGAGACACUAAAGGUACUAACACCUCUCUAUUUGUGGCUCUUUUGAAUUGGGAGAUCCCUUAUGAUAUUUAUGAACAUUCCUAGUACAGGCAUACAAUACCAAUUAUAUAUUCUGCGUGGAAGCUGCAAAAAUAGUACAUUAAAUUCUCCCAAAGAAAUUGACUCACAGCACCACUUUAGCUUCCCUUUCCAUGGUGAAUUCCAUCCAAACCCCAUAGUUGAAUUUGGAUGUCCCCUCUCCUAAGCAGGACCAGAUGGGCUGGUGGGCCCCGUAUCCAACAAAGCCUUAAACAUUUGAUUCCCUUGCCUCCCCAGCAUACUCAGACGUGUGUGUAUAACCUUCAGUUCCCCUUGAGGACAAGCUGGCCUCAGCCCUGCCCCUAAACAUCUUUUUCCUUAAAGCAGCUGAAAUUGGGGUAGCAUGGGAUGGAGGGGAUAUGGAGUGGGGAGAGAGAGGUUGCAGGGAGAAAGGGGUUCUAUGCCAUGAAAACAAGGCAUUGCUCUCACUUUUCAUUUCAAUCUAUGCAGCCACUAGACUUGUAGACUUCUUUGGGUCAGUUUCUCAUUCCCCAUGGGACACCUGCAUCUGAUUACAAGCCAAAUCCAGGGCAGUAAGAGCCUGACAACUAGUCAAUGCCUCAUCUAUGGUUUCCAACUGGAGCUUGUCUGUCUUAGGGACAUCUAUCCAAGAGGGACAAAGCUUCCAUACAGCAGCCAAUAUUCACUGCAAAAAUAUUCUUAGAUAUUUUAUUGUCUUCUCUGAAUGGAUCCAGGUUUGUCAUGAUAGAUUGCAGGAGAAGCUGAGCCUUUAGAUGGCCUUGCUCUUGACAUUCACCUUUAACAAGAAUUGCAUGCUUCUCUCAUUUUCCAAGCAAAUCAGACUAAGUUCUUAAAAUUGAUUUGGUUUCGGAAGUCACAUAUUUCUCGCCUUUCUCACUCAGCGAGGGUUUGCGAUUCUGGAACUGUUUUCUGAUAGGGAAAAACCUCUGCCUACACAGAGUGAAUCUUCAUAAUACUUUUAACAGUUGGGUCUACGAACAUCCAAAUUGUCAAGGAAGUCUCCUGUGCGAAACAGAGUUAACAGCUAGGGCACUAUAUCGGCAGCUGUCUUUGACCCUAUUUCCUAUUCUUUGGUCAGCAACCACCACCCCAGUUCCUUCUCAUUAAUAGGCAAUAAAGUGGAGAACCUUGUAUAACCUGGUUGACAUAUAGGUUAGUCAACAUCUUUGUUAUUGAUACCUAUGGAUUUUUUUCCAAAUUCUAUUAAUCAGCUUGUGAGACCUUCAUCCUUCCUCAUCCAGAAAGUCCUACCACUCACUGUUCCAGGUGCAUUGCCAAAUUGUCAAGAACUGUGAUGGAUCUCAGACUUUACACUACUGACAAGCUAACAAGUUAUCCUGGCUCCUGCUCUAAAUCAUAAAGUGAAAAUGAUUUCCACGCUUGGGUAAUUCCAUAGUUUCUACUUCAAAUCAGCAGUUUCCAAAAGUAUUUAUUCAGACUAAGAAUCAAGAAAAUAUUGUCAUAGUAAAAUAAUAUUUGUUAUAUAUGAUACAAUAUCAAAUCAGUGACAUUACUUUAGUGGAGAUUUUUAAAUUAUGUUGCUGAUUCAUUACUAUUAAGCAGAAUAGAAAAUAUUUAGAAGAAAAAAAACAGUAAAUUGAAGGAAUAACCUGAAGUUGAAUUUCUAUUUCAAAAAAUUUUCUCAUGUUAAAUAAACUUAUCUUAAAAUAAAUCUUCUUCAUUUCAGAGGUUUACUAAAAUGUUCUAUAAUUUUAUUUUACAGUCAGAGGAUGAUAGAAAAGAGAAUGGUGUGGAUAUUCUGGUACCACCGUCAUUCAUAAAAGGAAAAGAUAAUGAGAUCUAAAAAAAACUGUCAAAAUUUUCUUCCAUUCAUCAGUGCUGCAGAGCUAGAGAAGAAAUAGAGCUAUGCAGUAUAACUGCUGAUUAUUUUAUGAUUUCAUCACCAAAAGAACAGAAGAGAAAUUAAUGGGGAUACCAAAUAGGGAAAAUAUGCAUUUAUUAAGUCUCCUUACAUUUUAUUAUACUAUAUAAAUAUUUUUAAAUCAACAACUUCUGGUUAAGUCAAUAGACUAUCAACUAAAUUUGCUUUUUAUGUAUUCAAGGAUAAAAUAAUUAAGCAGAUUCUGCCAAACACUUGACAUGUUUCUGGUAUAAAGUAGAAUUUUAGUGCACAAUAUUUAAAAACCAUGUGGCAAGCACUUUUUAUAUGUAAUGCUUUGUUAAGAUACUAUCAGUGGGAACAGGGCAGUUUUUUCAGUAGAAUUUUUAUUGCCAUGCUAUUUUUAGUCAUUAAAGAUAGGUCCACAAGAUCUUAUUCCAAUCUGACAAUUGACAUCACAAUGUGAAUUAAAUCAGUUUAGUCAUUUUUAAAUGCAGCUGAAGGGGAACAGCUCUGGAUAUUUCAAACAUAUUACUGUUUCUCUUUCACAAAAUUUAAUUUGUUUCUUAACUGAACUAGAGCCUCUGGGCGUUUGUAGAGGGAAAAUAAAACCUCCAAGACUGUUUUAUUCUGUAUAAAAGCUGCUGUGCUCAGAAUGAACCCGGAAAGACAUUUAAAGGUGAACAAAUGACAUAGCCAAGCAUGCAUUUCUUAUGAUGCAGUAGAAACCGUAGUUGGCACAUUAACCAUCACUACCCCUGUAUGUGGUAUGUAUCCAGAUAAUUUCAUAUGUUGGAAAUGCUACCUAGGCAGCACUGGCGGUUCCUACCUGAGACAGCUAAUACAGGGUAUUAUCUGAGGCUGCCAACAUGGAUGAAAAUUAUACUUUGGAAAGUUUGCACUUAGUCACAAUGCAAAAUGAGGACAGAUUUAAACAUGACAUUUUGCCAGUCAGGAGACUUUCUAGAAGAUGAAAGACUGGUGAAAUAAAUCUCAAUGUUUUCAUAAAAAAAAAAAAAAGAGUAUGAGGCUUUCAGACUUUCACUCUUUGUGAGGCCUGUGAUUUGAUUUUCCAUACAUGGUGUAACAAAAUUUUCAGGAGGCAGUAAUACAAUUACUGGGAAAUGGGUUAACUGAAAUCCUCAUAGCCUUAUAUCUUUGAGGACUACUUCUUAUUCCAUGGGGUGUCCCAAGAUAUAACUUUUGACAUGAGUUUCCUAUGUUCAGCUACUUGAAGCACUCCAAAUAUUCAGAGACAAUUUUCAGCCUUACCAGAAAGAAUGGCUUGCUGAUAUUAAAAAUUAAAAACUUGAAAAUAGAGAGGAGAGAUAGAGUUCCCAGUAUUCCCAGACAGACUUGCAACAGGCAAAGGGGUUGUUUAUAGAAUCAUCUAACAAUAACAGCUGCUAUUUAUUGUGUGCUAUAUCCAGUGAUGUAUACACACACACACAAAUAGACUGAUAAUCUCUAAUUCUCAGCAGUUCCUAUUAUAACCCUUUUACAGAUAGGAAUAAUGAGGCUCAUUAAGACUUAGUAAUUUGCAGAAGACCAUCUAAUCAGUAAGGCAGAGAGCCUUGAACUGAGGAUAUGUCUAAAAUGAGGAACUGAAACAUCAAGUCCCUUCUGAGCUGACACCCCAACUUCCUGACAAUGCAAGAUCACUGACUAGCUCUUUAGCAGGAGUUACAUGGAGUCAAGAAAAGAAGUAUCUCCUCAUGUUUCAUCUUCUUACUCAGCCAGUCUGCCACAAAUUGAGGAGACUUCAGCGGAUGGCUGUGGAAUGAUUUUAAUUACCACCCUUACCUGCCAGUGACAAAAGUGGCAAGGACUGCUAGCUUCCAGGAACAGCCAUCGCAAUUGUGUUUGUGAAAAGUGAAGGGACUUUGCCAGGCAGUUUAAAUUGAAACAUGAUCAACUACCCACAGAGAGUUAGUCCUAGUGCCCGAGGGACCACUUAAAGUGGCCUAGCUAUAAGAAGACAUAUUCCUCCACACUAUGUCGACAUAUACUAACAGAGGUGCUGGUGUCUGUUUGGGGAGAAGUUUGCAGAAAGGGAGAAAUGCAUGUAAUCCAUUGGGACUGGUUCCACUUUCUGUAGAUGAUAGAAAUUGAAGAGAGAGAAGCAGAAAGCUAUUUUAUCCAUAUAUAAGUUUAAAAUUAUAGACUCAAGGAAAGACAGGCAUAGGGAGGGCUGAGUUGGGGAGGCAUGUGAAUGAAUGUGAAUUGGAGAAAGAGAAAAUGUGCAGAAGAGAGCUGGAAAAGUAUAAAAAUAGAAGCCUGCAGAAAAUUAUUUUGAUCACUAUAAAACAAAACUAACAGACUGAUAGACCUGGCUAAAAUCUAAGCAGUUCAUAAAUCUGAUACUGAAAGGACUGAAAGGACAUUUUCAAAAUACUACUUUGAUUCUCUAUUGCCUGCUGCAUGAAACUCAAACCCCUUAGCUUAACAUCAAAGAUCUUCCAGUGCUCUUGACAAUUACGCCAUUCUGUAUGCUGAAAAUUUCACUAGUAAGUUUUCUAAAUGGGCAGUGAGGUGACAGACUUGUGUUUUAGAAAUAUCACUGGUAGCAUUAUGGAUUAUUGAUGGAAUAAAAUAGGAACCAUGGACAGGGUGACUAUUUGGGAAACUAGUGCAGUGGCUUGGUCUCAAAGAUGAUGAGGAUAUGAACUAAAAUAGUGAAAGUGGACGUGGGAAUUGUGCUGGACUUGGAUUUCAAAAUGCCAACUAAAAUUUAUUAAAGUUUAUUCAAAUACAGAAUAUUUUGUCUCUAGGCUAUUUAUGUAGAACCUGGAGGCUCCACUUAAGAUGAAGACUUGGGAGGAGAAAGACAGACUUUUCUCUGCUGGCUGGCUCAUAGCCCCUAUAGAGUUGAUGAUGGCACUAGCCAUGUAGAUGAUAAGCUAGAUCUCAGCAGGUUUUCUGGUCUUAUACACAAGUGAGCAGAUAGUAGGUGGUCUACUUAUGAAAUUUCAAAGUGGAAGAAAUGUUUGAAGCUUCUCAGUCAUGGAUUCUAUUCCUCACUUGCAGUUUUAUCUACUCAAUUGGACAUAGGCAUAACACAUAAAAGGAUAGGCAGAAGCCUGGCUUAAGAGACCUAUUCUCCACCCAGGCAAAGGGCCUGUUUGACUCAUCUCUGUGGCCUUCCUUUCAACUUUUCUAUUAUUUCUCUCACUGCCUUAACAGGUAGUUUUGCUGAAUAUUGCAGAGAAUUAUUUUGAAAACCAUUUCAACCAAAAGUGUACAUGUCACUUUUAGCUAGUGAUCUUAUCUGUCUUUAUCUUAGACUCCUAAGAGAGGUGAAUUAUACACACACGCACACACACACACACACACAUUUUUUAUUUAUCUAUCAACCAUGCCAAAUGUGGUAACUUUAAAAAGCAUUUAUUAUUUCUAAUGACUUUUUGUGAUGACUUGACUCAGCUGAGUAGUUCUGCUCCUGUGAUGAUGGCUGGGUCUAUACUCAUUUGGGUACUUGACUGGGAUAGAAUGUCCAAGAUGGUUCAUUCAUAUGCCUGGCAAGUUGGUAUCAGCUCUCAGCUGGUAUCUCCACUGGGUCUAUUAACCAAUAUUCCUUUUUUCUCCUCCUUGUGGCUUUCUUAAAGCAUGACAUGUACGUUCCAAGAAGGAGUGUUUCAAAGGAUAAGUUCCAGUGUGCAAGCACUUAGCAAAUCUUCAAUUGCAUCUCUCUUAGCUCCAUGUCAUUGGUCAAGACUAGUCACAAGGCCAGUGCAGAUUAAGGGGAAAGGAAAUAAGCUCCAUCUCAUGACAUCAGGAAUAGCAUGAGCAUACGGGAAAAGGACACUGUUGGGGGCUAUCUUUGGAGAUGCCUUACUAAAUACACACACAACACUCAUUUGUAUGCAGUGUUAAAAUGUGCAUUUAAAAUGAAUACAAAAAUCCUUCCUGUGUUACAAUAUUCAUACAUAACAAUUCAUGCUCAGAAUAUUGUCCCCAUACUCAUCACGUAAAGGGAGAAACAUUAUAAAGUGUCGUGGGUAUUAAAGCGAGUGCCUCUGAUAAAUUGUGGAUUGUCCACAGACUCUUCUCUAUUGUAGGAAAUCAAGGAAUGAGCAACCAUUGAGAUAGGGGAGCAAGUGGUGGAGCUUUUGGGAGGGUUGCAAUGCUCAGCUCUGCAGGUUAUGCUCCGCAUAGCAUUGGCUUCAUUCUAAGACGCCAUCGUAUGAAUGACACCCUUCAGAGUUGUGCAGUGCAAAAACAUCCACCAUAUCCCUGGCUCUGUACUUUCUAAAUGGGGACACUGAGUAAAUAGCAAUGUAAAACCCAGGAGAAGUAAGCGUAGCAGAGAAGACAGUGAAUUCCACCUUGGACAUGCUGGAUUGGAGGGGCCUGUGCAACUUCCAGACUUAGGUAUGCGAUGGAUAGUAGGAAAUGUUGAUUUGGAGCUCAGUAAGGCCGGGGAAUCAAUGAAAUCAUCAAAGUAAAACAGGUUUGGGAAGAAGAGCCUGAAACAAUAACCCUGCAAUGUAUGCAACCGAAAAGUGAGAUCCAGUAGAGCAUUCUGAGAAAGAGCAGUCAGAAAGCCACAGCAACUUGACAUAUAUCUGCUGGAAUGAGACAGAGCAGUAAAAGCCAUUUCCUUAAAAUGAAUGCAAAGAUGUCUGCUUAACACAGGGUGAUUAACUUUCUAUUACUGUCUUUACACAAGCUCUCUGAGGGUCUCCCAGAGACAAGGUGUUAAUGAAUGGAAAAGCUGCUUUUUCCUUCUCACUUUCUCCCUGCUGUGGAGCAUCUAGGAUGACUUUAAAUAAUGAUAAGUUUGCCUUGUGUAGUGCUUUACAGUUUACAGAGCAUGUUCACUUACUUUAUCUAAUUUGUUCUCUGCUGCAACCCUCUGAAGUACGCAGGGCUGGUAUUAGUAUCUUCAUUUUACAGAUGAGCAAACUGAAGCCGAGAGAAGUGAUUAUUCCAGAGUGGAACUGUCCUCCGACUCCCAAUUCAGUUCUGUUUCCACUGAGCCGCUCAACUAUAUUAAAGAUCAAGUCCUUGCUUUUCAUUUGUCCAUGGAGAUACCUGUGUUAUCUAAAUUAGGAGUUUUCUGUCUUACAGUUAUCAGCCUUAGCAGAGAAGAUGUGGCAGAAGCUGGGACUCAAGGGUGGCUGACAUUGUCCUUCGGCAUUUUUAGUGACUGUAUUCCACUCCUUCUCUUUCUGGUGUACGGCUUUCAGAAUAUAGGUUAUUUUUUUCUCAAACAAUGAAGAAAGGUAAUUGGUGAUCUCUGCCUUGAGUAAUGCUAUUGAACAAAUCUUACAAGUAUGAAAUUUAACAUGCUUUUUUAUUGGUAGAAACAGCUCUCGUUAUCUUUUAAAUCCCAAAUUUAUGUGACUGUAAAUCAUCUUUUUUUAUAAUUUAUCAUUACUGUUUCCUUCAAAUUCCCACGUCUUUUGGCAAACCCCUUUUUCAGCACUCCCUUAUCAGAAUUUUAUUCUGAGAGCUUCCACUUCUUCACGCUGUAUUUCUAUGCAGUUUUCCUUUCUUGUCACGCAUACAACAGAUCUUUACUGGAUGCUUAUUAGGUGUGAGAAACCAUAUAAGUUUCUUGGGUUACGAUAGGGUUAUUAUCCAAAAAUAACCAGUGCUAAUAUUUGAUGAACAUUAUUUCACCUGUCUCCCUCCAUCUCUCUCAUACGUACACAUGUAUAUAUAAACAUAUUCUUAUGCUAUAUCUCAGUCCUUCCAUUUCUUUGUAACAUCUAAAUUAUUCAACAUAAUUAUUAACCUGAUAAACCAAUCUGUACAAAUAUAAUGGAAGAUCUAUAGAUGAUAUAGAUAUAGAUACAGACAGAUACAGAUGGUAGGAUGGAAAUAAUUUUGCAAAAGUGAGUUCAAAAAAUAAUGCUAUUUUUAUAUAUAAAAUAAAUAAGUAUUCUACCUGAAUUUAUUAGAAGUAAAGGAAACUGGAACAAAGGGUUAAGCAACUGAUGAACUUCAAAUAAAUUCCAACAAAAUAUAUUUCCCACAAGAGUCCUCUAAUAUUAAGGAAAGAAAACUGUAAAUAAUACUAAGAGGCCAGAGUCAUUAUAGUUGCUUUUGUUUUAGUCUUAACUACAUGUUUCUAUUUUUUAAAGUGCAGAUUGGCUAUGUGCUGUCAAAAGUGUGAAAUAGAGAGCCCUUACAUGUUCUCCUACCUAUCCACAACCAUAUUCCAGUCCUGUUACCUUAUUAUUUCUACAUGUUCAAUAUAUGUUAUAUUCAUAUUGUUUUUCUCUAGUCAUAGUUUCUGGCUGAGUCUCAACUGUUUAUUUUAAUGAAAGUAAUGUUCACCUACAAUCAUUUUACUAUGCCUUUCCAUUCCAGAAUAUUUUAUUUUAAUUCAUUUACUGAUUAUUUGGAUUAUGUCAAGACAGUCAAUGAAAGGAUAGUUGUUGUAAAAUGUGUUAAUUGCCAUGACUUUAGAAACACACAAAAUUAUGUGGUGCCAGGGACAUCUAAGAAUAAGUUGUAAUUAGAUAAAAUGAGAGAAUUGACAGAGGAGCUGACACAGUUCCAGAAGUUGUUCUCUUUAUGUCUCCACACUAAAAUACAUAGAGAUACAUAAAGAAGAUAUCCCUACUCCAUAUCUCAAUCCUUUCAUCUCUUUUUAAUGUCAAAAUUACUCAAGAUAAUGAGUAUUAAUAUGGUAAAUUAACCUGUGCAAGUAUAAUAGAAACUCAAUGAAAAGCAUUUAAGGACAUAUAGGACUUGGAUCCCAAAUUAUUGCAUGCCACUCAUACAUCUGUCCCCAUGCAUUACAAAGCUAAAUUCCAUGCUAAAAUCAGCCCACACAUUACAUGAGUACAGCCUCACUAAACAGAGUGUCACUUGGCAGCAUGCUGCUACAUUUUGACUCCACUAAUUAAGUGUGUUUUUGGAGAACCAUGCUAGCAUUCUCUGUGGGAAGCAUACUGGCAUUUUAAGGAUAAGAGGACAGAAAAGGUCUUAAGUGAAUCAAAGAAGUUAUGGAAAAUGUGGCUUUCACCAGAAAUAUGCAAUGAAACAUAGAGUUAUUUAAAGAAGGUUUCAGAUGUAAGUAUUACUGUCCUGCUACAAAAAGACUUUUUUUUUUUUUUUUUUGCUACCAUGCUGUGUGGCAUGAGCCAAUAAGUUCAGUUCCCUGUGGGUUCGAGCAGACAUCUAGGCCUAGAGCAUGCCUGCAGCAAGUUGAUGUACUAACAAAGAGAAAACCUAUUUAGGCUGACUCUUUAAAUGUCAGCCUGCUGCAAAUAGUCUUCAAUAAAUUUUAACAUCACCCUAGUAAAUAUAGUUCAUUAGUAUAGUGUAUUUGAUUCAAGAGUUUCAAUCAAUAUAUGUAUAAGAUCAGGGAAUAAGUAAGAUUUUUGAUUUCUUAUAUUUUGUUAUAAAUACAAAGUAAGCCCUACUUUUGAGAAAUGUGAAUAUUAAGUUGAAAUUCCCAAAGAGCUGAAAUAUGUUAUUCUUUAUUCUGUGUUUCUUGUUACUUAUUCAAUAAUUUAUUUCAAUAUUUUAUUUAAUGUUACUAUUAAAUUUUAUACUUAAUUAUUUAAAAAUUGAAACAGUAGAAAGAAAAAAUUAAUUAUAUUGCCAACUUGUAAGUAGAGAUUUUCUUCAUCAGUUAAAAUAUUCUAUGAUCAGUUGCACAAAAUUUGACUUAUACGUGAGUGGUACAACCAUUGAAUGGCAUAGUCUUUACUAAUACAUUUAUAUGAUAUUAUAAAUUAUACAAAGGUCGAAAUCUGUGAAAAGACAGCUAGAUGUGAUAUGAUUUAUAUUUAAACAAUACCAUACCAUGGUUUUCUUUCUUAGCCUAUAUUAUAACAAAUAACAAAUUAAGCUGUGAAUGCAACAGUAGGCAUAAUCAAAUGGUAUUGAAAUACAGCCAUGUACACCUAAGAUCUGCAAAGCCAUGGAUUUUGUGUGUGUGUGUGUUUUCUUUCUUUUUCUUUUUAUCAUUUAAAGCCAUGGAUUUUUAUUAAAUGAUUAUCUCACUAAAAUUUGUGAUUCAUUAGCAAUUUGGCUAGGAGGAUUCGCAGGUGAUACUUAUUAAACUACAUUAUUUUUCAUGGCUUUUAAUCAACAUGAAAAAGAGUGAAAGUCUUUUGAAAAAGCAGAGAAACCUCUGGUGAUAGUUAAGAGAGUGAUGUCAUUAAAAUGGAGAGCUAGAAAUAAAGUGGGUCACAAGAAAAUGAAUCAACUAGCAGAUAUAUACUAGUCAUUUGAGAAAUCUGGCUUAAAAAAGGAGAAAAUAAGACAAUAAUUAAUUGGAUAAGAAAAAGAAAGAAAAAAAGUUUAUCAUGAUGAAGGGUCUUACAAUGUUUGAGGAUAAAAGCCAAAAGCCAAUAAAAGAAGAUUUGGAACAUCAUGGAGAAGGAGGAGAUAAAAGUAAUAACAAAAAUAUAUUGUGAAUUAAUAAAAUUUCAGUUCAGUAAUUGCUUCCUUAGCUUUUCUCCAGUAAAGAGUUAAGGCCCCUAAGCUGGUAGAAAUAGGCUCUUAGAAAAAGGAAAGAAAAUAGUCAUAGAAGCAUGGGGAUCUUCAAUUAUCUUGUAUUCCUUUCUCCCUUCUCCCAUCAGACCCCAAUCAUAGAACAGGAAGAUAAAAAACAAGAAAGUACUGGGUGCUGACUUGCUCUAUUUGACUCACUUAUCUUGCUCAGGGGGCAAAAGGAGGGAAAUAAUAUUGGCACCACGUAAUUUAAUUUCAAUGUGAAGGCUAUCCAUAGAGAAGCUUUCAUUUUGAGGUGGCUUACUUGAAGGUUUUAGCCAUUCCACUGAGAAUAAUCAUGAAGCGAUACAGUAAUAUGAGGAGCAUAGCCUACCUGAUAGGUGGAGCUCUAAUCCUCACCAUCAUGCCAUCUGCCCUCUGUAUAUUCUUUUUGUCCCUGCCUGGACAGGCAUUCUUCCUUCUCUUAUGUACACUUUCCUCCCCUUAGGCUUCAACCUCAGCACACUUGUAGAUAAUACUAUCUGUACCAUCAUAUUAAGUGAAUUCUCAAACUUUAUUUUCCACACUAAUCACAUGCAGAGCUUGUAAGUCCCACAACCAAAGUUUCUGAUUCAAUAAAUCUGGUAUAGAGCCCAGAACUGUUCUUUUUAACAAGCACACUAGGUGAUUCUGAUGUGGAUGAUUUAAAAGCCACACUUUGAGAAAUAGUCUUAAAUGAUAUUGUGCAGGGAUGAAUUUACUAUAUGUGUGUAUAUUUCUUCUAAUACUGAUGGCUUUGAUUUUAUAUUUUAUGUGUAUGAUAACCCAAUCAACAUUUUUAUAGUAGUCUUGACCUAGCAGCAUGUAUUAGUCCAUUCUCACACUGCUAUAAAGAAAUACCCAAGACUGAGUAAUUUAUAAAGGAAGAGGUUUGAUUGACUCACAGCUCUGCAUGGCUGGGGAGGCCUCAGGAAACUUACAAUCAUGGCAGAAGGGGAAGAGGCACAUCUUACAUAAUGGCGGGCAAGAGAGAGGAGCAUUCGUGAAGGAGGAACUGUCAAACACUUAUAAAACCAUCAGAUCUCAUUAGAACUUACUCACUAUGACAAGAACAGCAUGAGGGAAACCACCCCCAUGAUCCAAUCACUUCCCACCUGGUCCCUCCUUCGACAAGUGGAGAUUAUGGGGAUUACAAUUCGAGAUGAGAUUUGGGUGAGGACACAGCCAAACCAUAUCACAGUAGGAUGGUUCAAGAGUUAAAAUUAGUGCUUCCUCAUUAGUGAGAAUGUACCCACUAUAUCUUAGAACCACUAUGAGUCUUUACAUGCUGGAUCCAAGACCACAGCUGGAGUCAAUGACAUUGGAAAAAAAGGAAGCAUACCUGGUCCCUUCAUUACUGAAGAAAGAAUAAGGAGCACAGUGUAGAUUUAAGUGUUCCAUGGUGCUGCAGAUAAAGGAGGUAGAUCUUUCCAGAUGUUCUUCAUUUUCUCAGUGAAGUGGAACAAUAAGGCCAACUGCUGAAGGUGAGAUUAGUACAGGAAGGGGGAGAGUAGAUUUGGAAAUCAGAAGGCAAAGGAGAAACACCGUGUGGAACUCAAUGAGGAUUUAAUGAGGUUAUUUCAUACUACUAUAAAGUAACUUCUCUCAGUGUGAAGAAUUUUUUAAAUCAAGAAUUCCUGAAUUUUCCAUGAUUUUAAAAAUUCUAUUAUUAUAUUUAUUGUUUUUAUCAAUUAAGACAAAAAUAUUGAAAAUAUGAGUAUUGGCAUGUUACAGUUACCAAAUAAGAGCUAUUAUUGUGUCUUGUAGUGCUAGGUGAGGAAACAUGACAAAAUAAGGAAUUCUAUUUCCAUUACACUUAUCUUUCCAAUACACUCCUAAUGGGACGAAAGAGAUAACACCCACUCUGCUCCUCUUAUUUGAAGACACUUUAUUUAGAUUGGUUUCAAAACUAUUGACCUAUUUUUGGCAAUUUUUAGAUUUAUACUAAGGUUUUGAUCAUUAAAAUAAAACUGAUAAAAAGCUGGUUACAAUGCUCAAUAAAAGAAGAUAAAGGUAAAAAAAGAAUUAUUUAACACUAGCAUUAUUUUCUAAUAAAGAUAAAGUCACCUAAUCAAAUAACUGUGCUUCUCUUUGUGUGAGUUAAAAUAAUGUUUUGUUUUAAAUUAAAACCUGGAAAUUCCAUGUCUGCAAAUUAAGCGGUAACAUCAGUCUUUUUCUACACAAUGAUGUAGCAUGUGUGUUUUAUUUCAUUCUGUAUAGAGUAAUGGAGUUUCUUCUGCUGUGGGGCUUGCAGAACCAGCCCACUACUUUAUAGUUACAUACAUUAUACUCUCAUGGCUCCCAGGUAAAUGCCUUACUGCAGAGUUCUGCCUCUGAUCCUGCAGAAUGAUAUAAGGAAAUUGUAUCAAAUUAUAUGUUUUAAAACAAUUUGGCCAACAUUUGAAAAGUUAUUCCAGAUAAUAUUACUAUAUUUGAAAUUGCUCUUAUUUCCUUUGGUUAGUAGGUUAAAAUCCCUGAGGACUUUUAUUUAUUUUUUAAGCAACAAAUCUUUCUUUCCAUAAAUUGAACUAAAAUGUUCUGCCAUUAUAAACUCUUGGACACAAGCUUUUUCUCAUAGACGCUAUUAAAAUCUUCAAUAACCAAUUUACUACCAACAAAAUUGGUUAGAUUGGCUACACAGAUGCAGAAGAGCUGACACCCAUUUGACUCUUAAAGGAGUCUCUAAUCUGCCUGAGGCAGGAUUGCUACCUCGCAAGUCAACUCAGGGAACUACUGGACUGAAGAAGAUGCUGCCUCUCUCUUGGAGGCAGUAUUAGUCACAGCAUAGUGACUAAUGACACCCUGAAACCUGACCACUCCGUGAAACUGACAUGCAAGCUGCUGCUAACACAGCUUACUUUUUUGAGAAUUUCUCUGGAUCUUGCCACCCACUCUAUUUCUUCAACUUUCUCAGUGUCUUCAUUGCCCUCCACCUGUUUAGAUGCACAGGGCCUUCAUCCACCCCCAUCCAUGCAUGCACCGGCCCCCUCUAGCUUUCCCUCUACUGCCAAGGCUGAGUUCCCUUCCUGUCUGACAUUAUGAAGACAUACAUUAUAUGACAGUUUCUACUAACUCUGGAAAAUGAGACAGGAUAUUGUUGCUGAGCACUCAAAUUCCAUGUACUACUUUCCACUUUGUAUGGAAGAUGUUUAUGUACCUGUCAUCUUUGUGGCUAUUGAGUAGGAUACCUGCCUCCUUUGAUGUACUGUGAGCUGUUCAUAGGCAGGGAACAUAUUUACUCUUCUUUGCAUGUCUAAAUCCCUGAUAUGCCUUCCAUUAUGUUUACUGAAAUAAUGAGCACCAAGGAAAUACUAUUCUCUCAAUUCUCAUUUCUAUUCUGACAGUGACUUCCUUUUUUUUUUUUUUUACCUUUUUAGAUCAUGUAAUCGCUAUCUCAUUUUAUUUUGCUAUAAAAUGGAAAAACGUUACUCUUCCUUACAAAACACAUAUUUCUGUGUGUUUUAUCAAAAUCUUUUAUAAGCACAACCAAUAAUUUCUGAGAAUUAAUGGAUUAAUGGUUAAAAAUAAGAACCCCAGCCCAAGAGGUAGAGCUUGCAGUGAGCCGAGAUUGCGCCACCGCACCCCAGCCUGGGCAACAGAGCAAGACUCCGUCUCAAAAAAAUAAAAAAUAAAAAAAAAGAACCCCAAAUUACACACCUAAUUCUAGUUCUAGUUCAUUAAUAGUGGCUGAUACUUAAUUCUUAUAAUCAGCUUCUCUAGUUAAUUCUCUAAUUAAUUAUAAUAGCUUUGUUAUUAUAUUAUAAAGAAAUGUUUCCAAAGUAUAUUGUUAACCAUAAUAAACUUUUUCUAUUAUUCUAUUAAUUUUGUUCUUUUACAAAAUUUUAUUUAUAGGUAAAGGAAAAGUAGGCUUAAGCCUACCUUAUCUAAACUUUCUGCAAAUGCUGAACUGGCUAAGUCUGCAACAACUAGAUCCUUCUAGAUUGUUUAUGUUACUAUUACCAAAGUGAAGUUAUAUUGUCUUAUAAGUUUAUACAAAUCAAAAUUAUUUUAAAACAAUUUGACUAAUAUUUGACAAGUUAUAACAGAUAAUAUUACUAUAUUUCAAAUGAUUCUGAUUUCCUUUGACUACUAGGUUAAAAUCCAUGAGGACUUUUACUCAUUUUUUUAGGCCAUACAUUUUUCUUCCUAUAAAGUGAACCAAAUUUUUGGUCAUUAUAAACCACUGGACACUUGGACACAAGGAUUUUCUCACUGAUGCUAUAUAAAAUCUUCAAUAACCAAUUUCUACCCACAAUAAAGCAGGUAAUAUUGUCACCAAAACAUUUAUUCUUCUGUACUGGAUACAUCUACAUGAUUUUCAUUUAGAAUUCUGAAACCGUCCCUCAAAUUUGACAGCAUAACUCAUGGGAACUUUAUAAUAUGGCAGGGGAACACGAACUGACUUAUUUUAACAGAAAUGUCCAAAUAUAUCUGCAGUAUGUGUGUGAGGCAUUUUAGAAGGCACCCUGUUGUGCUGUAUAAUAUUGGUGGCACAGUGCCAUGCUGUCAUAGACUUAAAAGGUUUGAGAAAUGCGGUUUCUAUACGAUAUUAUAAGACUCUCCAGAAUUGCUUCAGAGGCUCUCAAACAAUUUCAGAAUUCCCUCUUUAACUUUUAUUAAACUUAAAAUAGUACAAACAUCUCACUGACUCAAAAUAUGGUGAAAAAUUGUGCAUUUCUUAGAAAGCUACAGUCUCCUAAAAAAGUGGAAUCUGAACUGCUUCUCCAUUUUAGUGUUUAUAUGGUUUCAGAAAUUGUCUCUUUUCAUCUAUUAUUAACCAAAAGGUUUUGACCUUUCUUUACUUUUGUAACUUUUUCAUAAUCAACUGCCCUAAAUCCUCAAGAACUUUGCUCUUACCUUCCAUGACUUAGGGAAAGCUCUAACAACAAACAAACAUAUUAGCCUGUAUAGAAAUGGCUCCUUAUUUAUUUAAAAGCCCUACAAAUUUGAAUUUUCUUUCAGUCUUCUUUAAGCAUUUGGUUUGCUCCAUGGCAAAAUUCAGAUGAUUAGCACUUCUCUAUAUAUCUUAAUGGCUUCUCUUUCACCCUUGUUUCUCUCUGAUAUGUUUCAUCACUGAAAAAGUCACAUAAGUCAACAUUCAAACACCUGAACCGAAGAUAACGUACAGAGUGGGUUCUUCAAAAAAAAAAAAAUUCUUAAAUCUUUAAAAAAUUAUUUUCACUUUUGUUUCUACAUCUAAUAUCCUCAUCACUUUUUCUUAAAUGUUUAGUUUUGAUAUUUGAUGACAAAAUUAAGACACAAGCGCUGUUCUUUGUGUGACCUUGUGGGCAGAAGGGGCCAGUUCAGCCUGUGGAUGAUUGGCACUCCUUCACAGCAGGACUGUGGGCCUGGAGUCCAAUGCCCAGCUUUCUUACUGAUCCACCUCCCAGAAUUGGCAGGGGAGAAAAUCAGGAUAGUGUGGAGCGUUUUCUGGGAAGCUGGGUUUUUUUUUCAUUUGAAAAAGAGUUUUUUAUUCUAAAAUUAUGUCUUUCCUACUUUUCUAGAAUUCAAGUGUUUCCUUCAUAAAUUAUGCAGAUUGAGAUGGUGGUUAUAGGUUUUGUACAUUUUCUUGUCAUCCUGACUUGUUAAAAUAAAGACUUGGCAAGUCCAGAUGGGUGCCUCCAUUUUUGUUGUUGCUGUUGAUCCAAAGACCGUGGAGCACCUGAGUCCAAAAUCACACUGAGAUCUCACUCCAGUUCGGAUAUGCAGUCUUCCGAUUUAAACAGGUUGUCUUAUUCUCCCCAUAAGAAGCUAGAGAUAUCAUAAAAGAGAUUCUUACUUCUGUGCUGUGAAUGUCACAGCUAAUAGGAACACAAACAACUGUCUUUCUCUCAUUGAAUUAAUAUUUACUGAGUACCUACUAUGUACUAAGCAUUGGGGGUAUAAGUGGGGUGUUUUUUAAUUUUUUAAAUUUACUUUUUCACAUCAAGUCCCAGGGAAGAGCUCAUUGAGAAGUUACCAUCUGAGUGCAACAUGAAAGGGGUGAGGGGAACACCUGGUUUUCUGGGGAAAAGCAUUCAAGAUAGAGGAAAGAGCAUGUGCAAUGCCCUAAGGAGAGAAUAUACCUUCUCUGACUGAUGAAUGGCAAUGAAACCAGUUUGACCAGAAUAGAGUGAGCAAGGUGCCAAGGACAGGCGAAGGGUGUCCAAGAAGUAGAGAGAGAAUGACAUUGUAAGGACUCUUUCCUUUGCCCUGAGGGACAUGGAAAGCUAUUGGAGGAUUUUGAGUAGAGGUGUACCAGGAUAUGACUUUAAAUUAAACACGAUUAGUGUGACUGCUAUGAUAAGGACAGGCUGAGAGGGAUCUCGGGCCAAAACAAGAAGAGACCUUAAGAAACUACUGCAGUAACUGAGGAUACUCGAUACUCCAAGCUAUUAUGGAAAAAGCAGGACAAAAUGGUUGGCAUGUCAGCGCUAUAUGUGUGGAAAAUUUUAAUGAUGUCAGCUAUAGGCAACUUCUAGAAGAACUUGACAGAAGACAAGAGAAGAAGUUUGUAAUAGACUGUGAGAUAGAGAGACUUCAAAACAUAUUAGAACAGAUUGUAAGUGUUGGAAAGCAUGUUAAAGGCUACCAUUAUAUCAUUGCAAACUUGGGAUUCAAGGAUAUUUCUCUUGAGAGGUUUAUACAUGGUGGAGCCAAUGUUACUGGAUUCCAGUUGGUGGAUUUUAAUACACCUAUGGUAAUCAAACUAAUGGAUCGCUGGAAGAAACUAGAUCAGAGAGAGUAUCCAGGAUCUGAGACUCCUCCAAAGUACACCUCUGCUCUGACUUAUGAUGGAGUCCUUGUGAUGGCUGAAACUUUCCGAAGUCUUAGGAGGCAGAAAAUUGAUAUCUCAAGGAGAGGAAAUGCUGGGGAUUGUCUGGCAAAUCCUGCUGCUCCAUGGGGCCAGGGAAUUGACAUGGAGAGGACACUCAAACAGGUUCGAAUUCAAGGGCUGACAGGGAAUGUUCAGUUUGACCACUAUGGACGUAGAGUCAAUUACACAAUGGAUGUGUUUGAGCUGAAAAGCACAGGACCUAGAAAGGUUGGUUACUGGAAUGAUAUGGAUAAGUUAGUCUUGAUUCAAGAUGUACCAACUCUUGGCAAUGACACAGCUGCUAUUGAGAACAGAACAGUGGUUGUAACCACAAUUAUGGAAUCCCCAUAUGUUAUGUACAAGAAAAAUCAUGAAAUGUUUGAAGGAAAUGACAAGUAUGAAGGAUACUGUGUAGAUUUGGCAUCUGAAAUUGCAAAACAUAUUGGUAUCAAGUAUAAAAUUGCCAUUGUCCCUGAUGGAAAAUAUGGAGCAAGGGAUGCAGACACAAAAAUCUGGAAUGGGAUGGUAGGAGAACUUGUUUAUGGGAAAGCAGAGAUUGCUAUUGCCCCUCUGACAAUCACUUUGGUACGAGAGGAGGUCAUUGACUUUUCUAAGCCCUUCAUGAGUUUGGGCAUAUCUAUCAUGAUCAAAAAGCCUCAGAAAUCCAAACCAGGAGUGUUUUCCUUCUUGGAUCCUCUGGCCUAUGAGAUUUGGAUGUGCAUAGUCUUUGCCUACAUUGGUGUCAGCGUGGUCUUAUUCCUAGUUAGUAGAUUUAGUCCAUAUGAGUGGCACACAGAAGAGCCAGAGGACGGAAAGGAAGGACCCAGCGACCAGCCUCCCAAUGAGUUUGGCAUCUUUAACAGCCUCUGGUUUUCCCUGGGUGCUUUUAUGCAGCAAGGAUGUGACAUUUCACCCAGAUCCCUCUCAGGUCGAAUUGUUGGAGGUGUUUGGUGGUUCUUUACACUCAUCAUUAUAUCAUCUUAUACUGCUAACCUCGCUGCUUUCCUGACGGUUGAGCGAAUGGUCUCUCCCAUAGAAAGUGCAGAAGACCUGGCCAAACAAACAGAAAUUGCCUAUGGAACACUGGAUUCAGGAUCAACAAAAGAAUUCUUCAGAAGAUCAAAAAUAGCAGUGUAUGAAAAGAUGUGGACCUACAUGCGAUCAGCAGAGCCAUCAGUAUUCACUAGGACUACAGCUGAGGGAGUAGCUCGUGUCCGCAAAUCCAAGGGCAAAUUUGCCUUUCUCCUGGAGUCCACUAUGAAUGAAUACAUUGAGCAGCGAAAGCCAUGUGACACGAUGAAAGUGGGAGGAAAUCUGGAUUCCAAAGGCUAUGGAGUAGCAACGCCCAAGGGUUCCUCAUUAAGAACUCCUGUAAACCUUGCCGUUUUGAAACUCAGUGAGGCAGGCGUCUUAGACAAGCUGAAAAACAAAUGGUGGUACGAUAAAGGUGAAUGUGGACCCAAGGACUCUGGAAGCAAGGACAAGACGAGUGCCUUGAGCCUGAGCAAUGUAGCAGGCGUCUUCUACAUUCUGGUUGGCGGCUUGGGCUUGGCAAUGCUGGUGGCUUUGAUAGAGUUCUGUUACAAGUCCAGGGCAGAAGCGAAGAGAAUGAAGCUGACCUUUUCUGAAGCCAUAAGAAACAAAGCCAGAUUAUCCAUCACUGGGAGUGUGGGAGAGAAUGGCCGCGUCUUGACGCCUGACUGCCCAAAGGCUGUACACACUGGAACUGCAAUCAGACAAAGUUCAGGAUUGGCUGUCAUUGCAUCGGACCUACCAUAAAAACCAAAAAAAUAAUUGAGUGCCUUAAUUAAACUGUUGGUGACUGGUGGAAACGCAGCCCUGAGGGACACGCCACGCGCGGGUCUUUGCUAAACCAAUCCUUUGGCUGAGAGCGGGAAGUCCGUCCUAACGCGCUGGCCGGACAUCAGCAGCAGCAACGUGUGCAUGAGCUCAGCUCGGAAACCCAAACUCAGAUUUUAUAUCAGGAAAACUCACAAUUGAGGUUUUUUUCGGGGAGUGGGUGGGGGAGGGAUCUGGGAUGGGUGUAUUAACAGCAACAAAUUUCAUUCGAGUGGACUCAAAAACUAAUCAGACUUAUGAGUUAGCGCAUUAAACUGUGAAGUUCUUGCUCAGAAAGGCCUUUGUCUUCACCGGAAAGGAUAAAAUAGUUGUAGAAGUCCGUGAACAUGCUAACCUGUGUCUCCAGAACAUCCAUAUAGUCCAUGGAAGAAAAUCCAGCUGAGAAAACAAAUCACUAAACUGUGAUAAGAAAAUAAUGAACAAACAUGUAAAACCUGUGGGAAAAAAAAAUAAAGGAAGUAUGUACACUUACUUUGGAGAAAACAAAUACUGAAACAUGCUUGCUUUUUAACUGACGUAAAUUCAGUAGAGGACAACACAAUUCUUUUUUCUAACCAUCUUAGGGAACAAUACAUUGCAAUAAUUGAUAUAAAUGCCAUCACUGUAAUAAACUUUAGAGACUUUUUUUUAUAAAAGUUGUUGGUCAUCUUCUUGUUUGCUGUAACCUUCACUAUGUCACAUGAGUCGAUUCACCGAUUGCAUUUGUCUCACAACCAGGAAGAAAAGCAAAAGGAAGAAAACGUUUAGGUUCAAUCAUCAGUCUGCGGUGUAGACUCGAAAGAGAUGACAGGUCACUCAUGUUAAUGGUAUUAUUUAUAAUCUCAUUCUGUGUACAACAUUGUGGUUUUUGUACCCACCAAAAAGAAUAAAACAGCAGAUGUUCUUACAAUAUCUACAGAGCUUAAAAGUUUUUUCUUAUCGUUAUAAAAGUUAUUUGAGAAAUUAUAAGACUAUAAGAGAGAUUGUAUUAGUGGUGGGCCAUAGUGGAAAAUGUAGCUAGCCCUCAUUAUUUUUUGCAUACUAAGCUACCCCUCCUUUUCAGAUCUUUGACUCAUUAACAGAUUAAACUGUCAAAGAUGGAGUCUUUGAGUUGGGGAAUGAAUCACUGUCCUAACAACAACAUACCUUGUAAUUGUGUGUUGAAAUUUUACUUGACUGUAUUUUGCUGCAUAAAAUUAUGUGUCUCUUGGGCUUCUUCCCUUAUUCCUAUUGUUCCCUUUAAAUCAUAUGAAGGCAUUCAUAAUAGCUUGGGGUAGAUAACAAAUGAAGAAUUAGUCUUUGUUUUCAACUGGAAAUUGUAAAGAAAAUUAUACUCAUGUUUAUUUAUAAAAAUCACCUUAUGUAUGAAUUAAACUAACAUGGUUCAAAAGAAGGUUUGGUUCAUUUGAAAUAAUAAAUAAGUACUCUAAUACAGAUAAAAAUCAUGUACUUAGGGUAUUGGCAGAAAGCACAAGUUAGGAUGAUUUCAGAAGUCUGGCCUUGAAGGAUGAGUUGAGUUUUAACAGGAGGAGAAGGUGUUAAGAGCCAUAUGAGUGAGCAGUGGCCCAAAGCCAUGCACAUCAGUGGCUCAUUUAAGGAAUGAAUGCCAUUAGAUGGGCUACUGAGAGUACAGGGAUAUUAUGGAAGAUAAAGUUGGAAAAGCUGAAGGAUUGAUUUUCUUCCAUCAACUCUCAAGAUCCCAUUCGCCAUUCAAUCUCUGUGCUGCAGUAAGAGCAAUCUUAAACAGUAUAAAUCACACACACACACACACACACACACACACACACACACAAGUCCCUCAGGAAAAAUUCCAAGCUCUUGAGAAGAUCACAUGAGCCCCUUCAUGACCUGGCGCUUGCUUAUUUCUUCCAGGACUUCUCUCACUUCUAUCCAGCUAUUCCCGUCAGCAAAUGAACCUCCAAAGCAGCACAUGGAGCACUGCAUAGACUAUUUCCUCAGUGCGUAACUCCUCCCUGUCUCCUCUUUACCUGAGUAACUUGUACUCAUCCUUCAAUACUCCAACUGAAUUUUACUUACCCUGAAAAGAUUUCCAUGGCUAUCCACCACCCCCCUGCCUGUGAGACUGAGUUAGGUGCCCUUUUUCAUGUCUUUCCCCCAUCACGGCACUUACCAUACUGCGUUGUAAUUGCCUGUGUACUCGUCUGUAUAACUACUAGACUGUAAGCUCCUUGAGGGCAGGGACUGUGUCUAUCUUGUUCACAGUUGUAUCCCCAGCACCCAGCACAGUGCCUGGCAUAUUGUAGGUGCUUAAUAAAUAUUUGUUGAAUGAA
Homo sapiens (human) is the source of this 22388-nucleotide messenger RNA. RefSeq names its product glutamate ionotropic receptor AMPA type subunit 4 (gene GRIA4). Lineage: Eukaryota; Metazoa; Chordata; Mammalia; Primates; Hominidae. Gene Ontology annotation, cellular component: plasma membrane; dendrite; endocytic vesicle membrane. The record is from RefSeq and is a predicted model, not a curated record. Gene Ontology annotation, biological process: monoatomic ion transport; regulation of postsynaptic membrane potential; ionotropic glutamate receptor signaling pathway. The transcript has 14 exons. The coding region runs from base 17839 to 20037 and encodes 732 amino acids. Gene Ontology annotation, molecular function: monoatomic ion channel activity; glutamate-gated receptor activity; signaling receptor activity.